AUGAGCAGCGCGACCCUCCUCAGUCUCCAGCCCUCAGGCACUCUGCUUGCUCCCGUCCAGGUGCUCCCCAGGAACCUCGCGCCUCUGCGGGGCCUCGCAGGGAUUCCGGCCGCCCUCCACAGACCCCUGAGCUUGGACGCACCCAGCUCGGCGGACUCCAGCCUCGUGGCCAAAGGAGGGACACAGCCUGCGGAGACCUGUAAGCCCACCAGCCAGACCAAGAAGUUGCUGAGCUUGGUCUGUGAAGAGCAGAGUUCCUUGGAUAUGGCGACCCUGGAUAGAGGGAGGAACAAAGAGGACGAAAGCGGGAAUGAGAGUCUCCAUGGGAGAGCGCUUCUGUUCAAAAACCUGUACAUGGAUGUCAGCGCCCUGGGAGGCAGCUUCAACUCUGAGGACCAGGAGCUGAGAGAAAAGGAAAAAGACCAAAGCAAAGCCAGUGUACAGGAAGAGCAAAGCAAAAGAACAAAAGCUGUGGAGAGCGAGAGUGAUCAAGAUGUUUAUGAAAUACCAGAAGAGAAGUGUUUCACUUUAGAAAUGCUCAGUCUGGAGGAGGCCAUCGCCUCGGAGCCGGAGGAGGGAUCGCUGGAUAGCGUGAUCGAUCUGGAGGAGCUUGCUGCCCCGCAGAAAGUGCAACCUGAGAUUGAAAACAAACACGAGGGGUCCUUCAGCCAGUCUAGUCAAGAAUACUUGGACGGAAUCACCAAGGAGAUGGAGGUGGAGCUCAAGCAGGAGAAAAUGCAUUUCUUGCAAGCAAAGAAGGAGAAAAUUCAGCAAUUCCAGGAGGAGAUGAAGCAGCAGCAGGAGGAGGAGGAAGCCAAAAAGCUUCAUCAGCAAAAAGAACAAUCCCUCAGGACUCUAAGAGAAGAUUUGGCAAAGGCUGCUGAGGAGGAAGAGUUGCGUGUCCGGAAGGAAGAAACCGAGAGGCUCUCAAAGCUGCGAGCCAAAAUCACCUCGGAGACCGAGGCUGAGAUGGAGAAGAUCAGGGCAGAGCACAAGGUGACACUGCGGAAGCUCCGAGGGGAGUUGGAAUCCCAGCAGGCGGUGGAGAAGGAGAGCCUGGAGAGGCAGCAGCGGCUGCUUCUGGAGAAAAUGAAGCUGGAAAUGAAGGAAGCUCAGCAGAAAGAGAUGACUGAGCUGGAACAAGAGAAGGAACAAUUCCUGAGUGAGCUCAAGGAGAGAUUGGACAGAGAGAAGAAGAAGGCAGUAGAAGAGCUAGAGAAAGAGUUUGUGACUGAACUCCAGCAGCUGAAGUCUGCGGCAGAAGAGAAGCAUCAUAAGGUCAUUUCCAGCCUGCAAACCCAGCUAGCAGAGGCACAGCGCCGCGAGGAGGCACAGCUGCGCGAAGACUUGCAGAGAGCCGAGCAGAAAGCGCAGCAAAAGGCCCGUCAAGUCACGGAGUACGAACGCGAGCUCAGCGAGCUAAUGAGGGAGAAACGCCACGACGUGGAAAAAGACCAUGAGAGGAGAAUGGAGAGGAUGAAGGAGGAGCACCAGGAGGCCCUGGCACGGAUUCGGGAUCAGUACGAGGAGGAGGAGAGAAAGCAAAGAGCAGAGCUGCUGGAAGGCCUGCGACGCGAGGGGGCGCGUCUCCGGCAGCUUCACGAAGCAGAGGUGAAGGCUCUGCAGGUGGAGCUGGAUGAGCAGCUCACUGCACUGCAGUGCAGGCACAGGGAGAAGGAAAGAAAACUCCAGGAUUCGGAAAAUGAGCUUGAAACGCGCUUCAAGAACAUCAAAGACAGAUCAGUGCAGCUCCUUAGCCAGGAGGAGUCUCUGAGGAAGAAAAGGCAGCAGCUGCUGGAUGAGGACAGACAGGCUGAGCUAGAAAGAGAUCUCCAGCUAGAGGAGAGCAGGAAGGAGCACACCAGCCUCCUUGAGUCCACCGGGCAGCUGCGUAGGUCUCUGGGGGAGCUGCAGGACCAGAAGGCUGAGCUGGAGGCCCAGGUGGAUUUGCUACAGACCCGAAGCGAGAGGCUGCAGAAAUGCAUCAGUGAGCUGGAGGCAGCUGUCAGGAGCAAACAGGAGACUCUGAAAGAACUGGAGGCAGAAGAAACCGUGGAAUCUCUGAGAGGGAAAGCUGAGCUCCAUGUGGAAGACCUGAGAGAAACUCUUCAAGCUCACUCAUCCAGAGAACCUGCUUACGCACCCUCCCAAAGCCAUGAGAACAGCGACCUGCAGUUUGAUCAUGUCAGGAGCUUAAUCUCUGCGGAAGGGAUCUCCAUCAGGAACGCCAGGGAGUUCCUGGUGCGCCAGACCCGCUCCAUGAAGAAGAGGCACACGGCGCUGCGAGCUGCCAAGCAGCAGUGGCGCCAGGACCUGCAUAAAUGCCGGGAGGCGGCACAGGAUCCCAACAGCUCCCAGCUCCUGGACGGCAUGCGCAAGAACCUGGAAGAGGAAGCAAAGCAGCUGGACAAGAUGAAGUCGGCUAUCUGGAAAGGGCAGGCGCUGCUGAAGAAGAAAGAGGAGAAGCUGAGCCAGCUGGAGUGCUCGCUGCUGGAGGAGCUUUCGGAUGAAGAUACGCUGAAGAGAGCUGCGUGCGGGAAGAUGGUGACUUUUGACCUGAGCAGCUCUGAGGACAGCAACAGCACGUCCAGUGUACAUCUGCACCAGCCCAGCUUUGAUUUGAGAACCAAUUUACAGCCUGCCCCCCAGCUGGACAAGAUCCAGUGCUUGACAAAAUCGGUGCAGCACAUCUCUAAGGAACUCAACGGGGUCCUCGACACCCUGGGCUCGCUGAACAAUUGCCAGUCUCCGCUCUUCACCUCGACACCCUGCAACAGCAUCCCUCUGUCUACAUACACCUCCUUGGCAGGACGGGAGGCUGGGGGGUUCCUGGGGGCCCCCGCUGGGCUGUCUCUGGUGGACCAGAGGCCCUGGAGCACUGGGCUGAGCUCUGGGCGCUCUUUUGCAGCGGGACAGUCAGUAGACAGCAUCCUGGCAGAGAAAUAUCGCAGCUAUUUCCCAGGGGGGUUGCCGUUGCUCAGUGGAAGUUCCAAGCCUCCGGACAACAAGCUGGGAUACGUUUCUGCAGAGGAGAAAAUACGGGUCUUCCAGCGCUCCCGGUCCCAGAGCCAAGAGUCGGACAAGAUGAGUAUUCAAGGCAUGAUUGAGACCACCAAGAAAUGGCUGGAAGACUUCAAGAGGGAUUCAAAAGUCCCUCUCCUCUCAGGUGCGCAGAAGCUACCUGCCAGCACCCCCAGACUGCUACAGCUCGGCCUGGAUGAGAACAGACGAAUUAAAGUGUACCGUUACUGA
Messenger RNA from Athene cunicularia (burrowing owl), 3252 nucleotides. Its product is annotated as centrosomal protein of 164 kDa-like. NCBI's taxonomy places the organism in Eukaryota, Metazoa, Chordata, Aves, Strigiformes, Strigidae. The coding region runs from base 1 to 3252 and encodes 1083 amino acids. The record is from RefSeq and is a predicted model, not a curated record. The transcript is spliced from 24 exons.